UCGCGCAAAUUCAUCCGAUGGCGGGAGGUCAAGGUUAGACCGUAGGAUGAUACAGAGCGACCAUGGACAAUGUGAUAUUUGUUUUGAAUCAGUCCCAUUUGACAAUAUGUUACUACUCUCUAGGUGUGGGUGUUCCUUCUGUCGAGAGUGCUUGACAUUAUACGUUACUUCUAUUCUGCGGGAUCGUAUUGAUGUCAGCUGUGCAUGUCCAAGUUACCAGUGUAGUCAAAAUGGAUGGUUGACGGAAUCAGAGAUAAAGGAAUUAUUACCCUCUGAUGUUUAUGAGCGGUUUUCUCUGAAGAAACUUCAGCGAGAAAUUGAGCAAAAUAUAAAUUUAACGUUUUGCCCAGCGGUAAAUUGUGGUGCUGUCUGUCAAGUCCCUACUAAUCUAAAGGUGACCAUACCGAAUGGUUCAAAUCCGUCUGCCAAGGGAAACAGACGUACCAUAGAGCGUUUUUCCAGAUGGUACAAGAAAUAUCUCUGCUCUGGUACUCAUAAUUCUUCCAAUUCUGAAAGUGCAAUUUUUCAUGGCAACAGCAGCUCAAAGACUCAAAAUCAUACUUAUGAGAAGUCUGUUAACACUGUUACGAGUCAAACUGAAGAUCAUGUAAUGUCACCUAUGGAUCAAUUCAUGGAACAAAAGAAUCUACCAUUUGCCUCUGAAAAGCAACCAUUGACGUGUCAAGUAACUCCCGUUCGUCCGGCUGUUCGGAUUGUAUGCAAACAGUGUUCUCAUGAAUUCUGUGCUCGUUGCCAUCUAAAUUGGCAUUCAGGAAGAGGACCUUAUGUGUGCGAAGAGUAUACCGAGAAUAUUUUACUACGAAAUAAAAGUAAAAAACUAGGCACCCAUUCAAAAAGCCAACGGAAUUUGCGUGGAGUUUCUAAAAAAAAUGUGGAUACUUUUAGUACUACUAACCACAUUGGUAUUUAUGCAAGCUCAAAUCCCGGUGUUUUGGUCAAAAACAAAUCGGAAUACAUCAGUAAAAUGAAAUCCUUGAGACAGUCUUCUGAGAAAAAUAAGAAGAAAUUAUCCUUUUCACGAUCUAAAAUGAGACAAGGAGGUUAUUCACAAUCACGUUCUAGCAUUCACCUAUCCAAUAACGAUGUCAGCGACAAAGUUGAUGUUUCCGUUCUCACUGUGGGGUUUCCUCCGUACUCUCCAGAUGAUUGGUUGAAACGUUGUCCAGCCUGUUUAGUACCUAUUGAACGCAUUGAAGGUUGUGCCCAAAUGAUGUGCCGGUCAUGUAAACAUACUUUUUGUUGGUAUUGCUUGACAUCGUUGGAUGACGAUUUCUUACUGCAACAUUAUGAUGAUGGUGCCUGUAAAGGUAAACUUGGACAUUCUCGUGCAUCAGUUAUCGGUCAUCGUGUUUAUGUUGUCAGUGUAUUCACCGGACUAACAAUAUUACUGCUUGUUGCUGCUCCGUUUAUCAUGAUUGCUGUGCCGUGUAUUAUAUGUGCAAAAUGUCAUCGAGUUUAUCACCAGCAUCGCUUACGUAAGCGGCAUUCUCAGGGCUUAUAUUUAGUCGAUGGACGUGUACCAGUUACAUCCGAUUCUUCAGAUGUACAAGCUAACCGAACGGAUACACCUCAGCCUGUCUCAUCAUCGCCACAUAACAGUAUUUUCAUAUCAUCUUGCCGAUCAUCUAUUGGUAAUAUUGACCAGCGGCAAACUGUUGAACAAAAAGCUGACAUUCACUGGUUACCAUGGCAGGAGGAGUCAAAACAUAAUUCUCCACGAAAAGUUAUGCAUAGAUCAAAGUCUGUGCCUAUCCACUGUCAUGAGUACGCCAGUAACAACCUAGUCAUACCACCGCAUACACCUUAAAAUUUUCAUGCUUCACAACAAUUGCAUAUACACCCAUCUAUCCAUCCUCCAUUUUGUUUCAUUUACUGUUCCAGAGCCUACGUGUGCAUUGCAAUCUUCCUUUCCUAUUAAAUUUUAUAUAGACAACCUUAUUCAUUUCUGUAUGUAUAGGAUAAAAGCAACAUAUCUCAAUGUUUUAUUUCUCAAAUAGCUACAUAUACACAUGAUUACUAGCUUCGUCAGUUAAGGAUAGAUAGUGUGAUCGAAUGUUUCAGGAUAUUUUUAAUGCAUUUAUCCCCUGUUUUUCUCAUUCCCCCCUCCCCCCUUCAACCUCUGCAAUACCUGUAAUUGUUACUUCUACUACACAUACAGGAACAUUCCGAAAAGUUUAUGUCAAUAAUCUCAGACACUUUGUGCAUAUAUAUGCAUACAUGUUAAUUCCUGUGGAUGUUUUCCUUGGACAUAUAUUUCAUUUUUUUCACUUUGUUUUUUGUUGGUUGCCUUGUUUUCAAAGUUAUCUGUUAAUUUGUAAACGCAUGAUAGAUAAUAUUGAUUGAUUGUGUACAUAUAAGUUUUACUUAUUCACUUUAUUUCCUUUGCUUUUUUUUUAAGGAAAAUGUAUUUAGGAUAUUAUUUACUUGUUUAUUUAUUUGCUUAUUUAUUUAUUUUCAAUGAUUUCUACUUUACUUUGUGCAUAUAUUUAUUUCAACUUCCUUAUAGCUAUAUAUUUAUUUUUAUCUUGUUCUGAUAUAUUAUAAAUUAUAAAUUUCCUGUGUUCGCAUAUGCAUAUCUAUGCAUUCAUACGGCAAUGGUCAGAAUAUGUGUAAAUAGCACCUACUUGGACUAUAUUAAUUUCUCCUUUGUUUUUCUGUGCACGAACGCACAGAACGUCAUUAAUUUAUACUCUAUUAGCUGUCACUCCUAUCUUUCCACACGCAGCGUUUGAAAUCACUACUAGUCAAAAAUGAAAGUUGCAUUUGUAUUCUCUUUUUUGUUUUGUUUCCUCUUACCUUAUUAUUCAUUUCUGUGAUAGAAUUAAACACCAAUACUUACUUGUUAAUAUGAAACACUCAUAUGUUUAUAUUGCAUGUUCUAGUUGAUGACACCCCUGUCUGUUUUUAUGUUGUGCGCAUAUCUGCAUGAUGGUUCAGCUCUAUCUUUGUUCUUUUUAUUAUUGUUACACUUUUAAAUCUCAUUAUUUUACAUUCCUCUUUUCAAAAAAGUAAUAAUAAUAAUUCGUAUUAUGAAAUGAAUGAGCUCCUUUAGGAUGAGUGUUUCCCACUUUCAAUUCUUCCGCUGUUUGUUUGUUUGUUUGUCUGUCUUUUUUUCUACAAAAGUUUGUUUAUUAUUCCAGUUUGUCUCUUUUAAUGCAUUAUAUUUCUUUUCUAUUUGAGAUAAUGAUAGUUUAUAAUGUUCGCUUUGUUUUCUUUCUUUGAAGUGUUCCAGUAUUCAGAGCUAGAGAGAAAAAAGUAACUAGGCGUGUUAGGAGAUUGAAAUAGGUCUAUGUGUAGCCAAAUCUAUUGACGAUAUA
Molecule: messenger RNA, 3338 nt
Organism: Trichobilharzia szidati
Lineage: Eukaryota; Metazoa; Platyhelminthes; Trematoda; Strigeidida; Schistosomatidae
Source: the annotation of a GenBank genome assembly